AUGGACGGCGUUAUGCUUCCCUGGCUGCAAUGGGACACUCCAGACGACACUGGUGCUGCUCUAACACGCCUUAACAUGGCGCCACACACGCCAAUUACAAAGCCGAAUCAAUGGGAAUCCGGUGCAGCUCAGGAUUCAUCGAGCGGGCGAGAAACAGCCAGCAUUGGUACCAUAAGUAGCAGAGGAAGUUGGAGCCCAUAUGAGUCAGCCACAAAGCCUGUGAAUCACGUAAGAACACUGAAGAUAGAUGUGGGUGAGUAUCUGAAGCGACCUAACAGUGAGGAUAUGCAAAAUGAAACGUGGAAGCUAAGGUUCAGAAUGAGUUCGGGAAGUCUUGUGUUAUCGUAG
Messenger RNA from Microthlaspi erraticum, 348 nucleotides. The record is from the annotation of a GenBank genome assembly. Lineage: Eukaryota; Viridiplantae; Streptophyta; Magnoliopsida; Brassicales; Brassicaceae.